This is a messenger RNA of Girardinichthys multiradiatus, 2543 nucleotides long. It is a transcript of the gene mych, whose product is annotated as myelocytomatosis oncogene homolog. Gene Ontology annotation, biological process: positive regulation of cell population proliferation; regulation of transcription by RNA polymerase II. Lineage: Eukaryota; Metazoa; Chordata; Actinopteri; Cyprinodontiformes; Goodeidae. The record is from RefSeq and is a predicted model, not a curated record. The transcript is spliced from 3 exons. Gene Ontology annotation, molecular function: DNA-binding transcription factor activity, RNA polymerase II-specific; RNA polymerase II cis-regulatory region sequence-specific DNA binding; protein dimerization activity. The coding region runs from base 244 to 1335 and encodes 363 amino acids.
CACUCUGUUGGUCUGUAGCUGCGUAGGAGGAGAAGUAGACCCCUAACAGGACAGGACAGGACAGGACGGGACUUCCACACAAUGCUGCCUUGUUCCAACUUUCAUUUUGCACGCAGAAAGUUCUACUCAAGCAGAAACAUUUAGACACGACCACUCCGUGUGGAUUUUAUUGGAUCUUUUCCACUUUCCCGUUUUCUUCGUUGUGAACUUCUGCUCCAACUGUGGACGGCCUUCAGACCAAACAUGUUGCCCAGUUUCUCACAGUCGCCGAACUGGCUCAGCUCUGAGCCGUUUAUGUUUGAGGAUGUGCAAAGUUUGAUGAAGGAGCUCGACUACCUACCGACACCCCCCCAGUCCCCUCCCAUGAAGGCCAGCCAGGGGGCCGGGAAGCCCCUGUCCAAGGAGGACCAGCUGAGCUAUGUGUCAGACAUCCUGCUGGAGGAUCAAGACCUUCAGCUCCUCAACUGGACCUGCGACUUCUUUAACUCGGACUCCUCAGGGAAGGAGGGCGACUCCUGCCUGCCCUGCUCCCCCCUGGACGAGGGAACCGAGGACUCCCUGUGGCAGUGCCUCUCAGACAAGAAUCUGGAGGAGAAGCUGGUGUCGUCGGUGCUGGGCUCCAGCCCGCUGCUCUCAGACAUCGACACCUGCAUCUUUGAGGACAUCGUCAGCUCUACACUGAACUGCCAGAACCUGAUUGGUGCUCAGGAGCAAAGCGAGGCCACUUCAGACUAUGGGUCAGCCGGGGGGGAGAUGUCCAUGUCUUCAUCCAGCGAUUCUGAAGAAGAAAUUGAUGUUGUGUCUGUGGGGUCGUCCAGCCCUUCUUCUCUGCCCUCGUCUGCUGAGCCUUCAGUCCGGAAGCUGAACCAAGAGGAGGAGCAGCGAGCCAUCCAGCUGCAGCACAACUACGCUGCUCCCUGCCCUGCCUCAUCUCCACCUCCAUCAGCAUCCUCCCACAAGCGCUCGAGAGGGAGCGAUGGUUCAUCUCGGUUCCAUCACGCCACCCGCAGCUUCACCUCUUCUUCCUCUUCCUCGCGUUACCACUACUCCUCUCGAAACUCGACUGAGACGGAGGAUGAGGAGGAACGGCGGCGGACUCAUAACGUGAUGGAGCGUCAGAGGCGCAACGAACUCAAGAACUGCUUCAUGCGUCUGCGGGACAACGUGCCGGAGCUGUCCCACAACGACAAGGCAUCCAAGGUGGUCAUCCUGAAGAAAGCCACAGACUGCAUCUAUGGCCUGGAGAACGAGAGCCACAAACUGCGAGCCAAGAAAGACAAACUGAGAGCUAAACAGGAGGAGCUGAAAGCCAGGCUGGAGCAGCUCCGCAGAUAAUGGACCAUCAGGGUGGGGACUGUAGAGACUGAUGCCCCACCAGGCUGUGAAGCGCACACAAACCUCAACAUUUCAAAGACUCUGGUAGAAAGACUUGGACUAUUCACUAGAUGUUCAGAACACACUCGUUGCCUCAGAAUCAAUCCUUUAUGCCUUGACUGCUGACUGUUGGAGAGUUUAAGGUGGUUUUUUUUUUGUGUUUCCUUCCCAUUCCCACUUUGAUCCCUUGUAGCGCCAGGGAUGCCAAACGGCUCGUGAAAGUCAAACGUUCCUGUUUGGCCAAAUAACUGGAGCCCGGUUUUCCCACUGAAACUUGAAUCUUGUACUUUCUGGAUGUCUUACAGCCAUAUGUCGACCAGUGAUCCCUCCAGUCCGACCAGUACUGGAGGCUUUGAGGGUCCAGCUUAGCCUGGACCUGAACUGAACUGAACUCAGCUAAUCAGAUGUAAAAAUGUGCUUCAUGACAUGAUGGAUCAACAUCCUGUUAGGACUUUGCAUCUGCUUAAAAUUACUGUCACUGUGCCUCAGAGGGUGUUUAUGGACCAGUUUCCAUAAACUGGAUCCUGUGAUCAAGUUCUGAUAAAGUCCUGAUGGUUCUGAUGAGCCAAGCAGUUCUCAUUGAGUAGGUUUGAUGUGUUUGUGGCAGCAGAAACAUCAUGGACUCGUAUUUGUUAUUUUGAUGACACCUGAACAGAUGAGUGCUGCAGAGAUCCGAUGCUUGGAGUAAAGCAGGAGUCCGGAUGUGUUUUCCACCCGAGCUUCAUUUUCCGUUACGGUUUCUAACAAAGUGUAGAGAUUAGAUGCACGGAUGUCUUAGUGUUUUUAUAUUCAGAGUUCUUCCUCGUCAGGUUUGAGAGGACAGGUUCUAGUUUGUGCUCUGAUGACCCGGUUUUUAAUUUAAAACUUUCUUUCUGUCAUUGUGAUCCUGUUCAGUUGAAAUAUCUCCCAGGAAUGUUUGACUUUCUGUUCAGUCUCCAGUACGAUGAUGCAGUGAGGUGUUAACCGGAAGGCAGGGAUUUAGUUUUAUUUUGUUCCUCUACAUUAAAGUUCACAAACCUACCUCCACCUGGCUGCAGUUAGGUCUUUUUUGUACAUUUGUACAUUUUUUAUUGUAUAAUAAAUUAUUUUAGUAGUUUUUUUGUUUGGUAUGAAUUUUUGGAAAUGAAGCACCUUUUCUCAGUAUGAAAUAAAAUGAAAAAUUAGAUUUG